Xylaria bambusicola is the source of this 1656-nucleotide messenger RNA. Its product is annotated as membrane-bound O-acyltransferase domain-containing protein 1. The transcript is spliced from 5 exons. The record is from RefSeq and is a predicted model, not a curated record. The coding region runs from base 1 to 1656 and encodes 551 amino acids. Lineage: Eukaryota; Fungi; Ascomycota; Sordariomycetes; Xylariales; Xylariaceae. Gene Ontology annotation, biological process: lipid modification; glycerophospholipid biosynthetic process. Gene Ontology annotation, molecular function: 1-acylglycerol-3-phosphate O-acyltransferase activity; 1-acylglycerophosphocholine O-acyltransferase activity. Gene Ontology annotation, cellular component: membrane; endoplasmic reticulum.
AUGCUGCCCUUCAUAAAUAAACCUUUCGAAUUACUAGCUGGAGCUGUUGGGGCUUCUCCAGAUGAGUUGAAGCUUAUCUUCUCGUUCUUGCUCUCCUACCCUCUUGCAGGCCUUUUGAAACGAAUUCCCGAUGGACGCCCAGACUACAAGAACUUGUUCAUUAUCAGUGGUGGUCUCUUUUACCUUGUUGGGCUAUACUCGCUAUGGGCCGGCGUCCGAACACUACUUAUAUCCUCAGCGGUGACAUACGGGCUUGCCUCCUACCUGCGAACGUCUCCAUACAUGCCAUGGAUCGCUUUUGUCUUUCUGAUGGGCCAUAUGGCUGUUAAUCAGCUCUCUCGUCAAUUCGCCAACAACCCAUCCGCUGUUGACAUCACCGGAGCGCAGAUGGUCCUGGUGAUGAAGCUGUCCGCGUUCGCUUGGAACGUCUUUGAUGGUACCCUACCUGAGGACCAGCUCAGCGAUCAUCAAAAAGACCGACGAAUCAUCGAACUCCCUGGGUUCUUAGAUUACGCAGGCUAUGUGCUGUUCUUUCCCUCUCUAUUUGCUGGGCCGGCGUUUGACUACAAUGAAUAUCGAGGCUGGAUUGACUGCUCCAUGUUCGAUGCGCCUGCAACGGUAGACCCUGCGAAAAAGGCCCCAACUCGGAAGAAACGCAAAAUCCCAAGGAGCGGCACUCCGGCUACAUGGAAGAUGAUAUGUGGGCUGCUGUGGAUCCUGAUAUUCAUGAAUUUGGGCAAGUGGUAUAGCCCAGAUGUUCUCUUCUCCGACCGCUAUAUGACGUACAGCUUCCUUCGUCGUGUAUUUAUCCUUCACAUGGUUGGCUUCACAGCACGUACGAAGUACUAUGGCGUGUGGUUUCUGGCAGAAGGUUCGUGUAUCCUCGCUGGACUGGGCUACAACGGCAUCGACCCCACCACAGGAAGGGUAUCUUGGAACCGUUUGCAAAACAUCAACCCUUGGGGAGUGGAAUCUGCCCAGAACAGCCGGGCGUACCUUGAGAAUUGGAACAUGAACACUAAUAAAUGGCUGCGAUAUUAUAUUUAUCUGCGCGUUACGCCUCGGAAUAGGAAGCCUGGUUUCCGCGCAAGUAUGGCUACGUUCGUUACCAGCGCUUUUUGGCAUGGGUUCUACCCCGGAUACUAUCUUGCCUUUGUCCUCGCAAGCUUUGUACAAACUGCUGCAAAACAUUACCGUCGCAAUAUACGCCCUUUCUUCCUUGAUCCCACAACACAGAAGCCCUUGCCAAGCAAAAAGUACUACGACUUUGCCUCUUGGCUCGCUACUCAGACCACCUUCUCUUUCGUUGUCGCACCCUUCAUCAUUCUCGGGCUGAAAGAAUCUAUCCAAGUAUGGUCCCGUGUCAACUUUUAUGCUGUCAUCACAACGUUUGCUACUCUGGGCUUCUUUGCCUCUCCCGCUAAAGUGCACCUGCGGAAGAUGCUUGAGGAGAAGUCAGGCACAUCCACAGCAGGUCGUUUGACCCGCACGGCUAGCACAGAGAGUAUAAAUGGGACCCGACCGGAGCCAGUUCUCGGUCUUAGCGCCGACCCCGGUAAGGACAUCAACGAAGCUAUAGGAGAGAUCCACGCCGAAAUUGAAAAGGCAAAGCAGGACCUUAAUCAAAGAGCUCCUCAGAAGAAGAAAGCGAAAUGA